Molecule: messenger RNA, 5038 nt
Organism: Oryzias melastigma (Indian medaka)
Lineage: Eukaryota; Metazoa; Chordata; Actinopteri; Beloniformes; Adrianichthyidae
Product: T-box transcription factor TBX5
Exons: 9
Coding region: 481-2064 (527 amino acids)
Biological process (GO): cardiac left ventricle formation; positive regulation of DNA-templated transcription; cell fate specification
Cellular component (GO): nucleus
Molecular function (GO): DNA-binding transcription factor activity, RNA polymerase II-specific; RNA polymerase II cis-regulatory region sequence-specific DNA binding
Source: RefSeq, a predicted model, not a curated record
GCGUCAUUGGCCAGUGUCACGGCCAUCACUUGGACCGUGGAUAACGAUUCAUCGUGCAGACCUAUGGCAGCGCAGGAAGGACAGAAGGGGGAGGGCGGAAUAUAUGAGGCGGACUUGACUCCAUUUGUAUUAAACGGUCGAAGAGAAAGGGCUCGAAUCAGAGCUUCACAGAUACUUGGAUGAAGGUUCGCCAUGAGGAAUCAGAGCAGAGAGAAGGCGCAUCCGCUCUAGCCGCGCGUGGAGCGCGAGCCGCGCGCUCUUCCGCGCAAAGAGACGGAUGCAGAAAAUCAGCUGAGGGAUUAAUCCAAACUCUGGACACUUUGUGGAUUAUUGUGACCAACGGUGGAAAAAAUAAACAACGCGUUUUUCCAAAUAGAGGCCACCCCCCACACAACACCCCGACGCAAAAUAGGUGAGCAGCGUUGAGUGGAACCAGGAUGAGCGUGUUUUCUGCAGGGAGCGCGGAGCUGUGAGUGGGACAUGGCAAACGGAGGGGAGCAGUUCGGCCUGGCAGAGCACCCGGACCCGGGCUGCGUGGAUUCUCCAGAAGAACCCAAACAGGAAAAUCCCAGCCUCACUUUAAGCAAUUCACCACAGACAGCCUCCAGCCAACAAGGAAUGGGAUCAAUCAAAGUUGUCCUUCAUGACAGGGAACUCUGGACCAAGUUUGAUGAAGUGGGGACUGAGAUGAUCAUCACCAAGGCCGGAAGGAGGAUGUUCCCCAGUUACAAAGUCAAAGUCAUAGGGCUCAACCCCAAAACCAAGUACAUCCUUCUGAUGGACAUCGUGCCCGGGGAUGACCAUCGCUACAAAUUUGCAGACAACAAAUGGUCCAUCACGGGAAAGGCAGAGCCCGCCAUGCCCGGCAGGCUGUACGUCCAUCCGGACUCCCCGGCCACUGGAGCGCACUGGAGCCGCCAGCUUGUUUCCUUUCAGAAGCUCAAACUCACCAACAAUCACCUGGAUCCCUUUGGACACAUAAUACUGAACUCCAUGCACAAAUACCAGCCUCGUCUCCAUAUCGUCAAGGCAGACGAAAACAAUGGGUUUGGCUCAAAAAACACCGCCUUCUGCACCCACGUCUUCCCUGAGACGGCCUUUAUAGCUGUGACAUCCUAUCAGAACCACAAGAUCACACAGUUGAAGAUAGAGAACAAUCCUUUUGCUAAAGGCUUCAGAGGCAGUGAUGACAAUGAGCUGCACCGCAUGGCCAAGCUUCAAGGAAAGGAUUACCCUGUGGUUCCUCGCAGCACUGUCCGUCAGAGAUCCUGCUCCACAGGGAUCCUCUCAAGUGGGGAGAGUCAGGCUCUGCGGGGCUCCCCGGAGACUGCUGGGUCCCCCUACAGCUGUGAGAACAGCUUGAACAGUACCAGUCCUCAGGAGCUGCUGGGCGCUCCACCCACACACUACACCCUGCCUCAUCCACACCUGCAGCCCGGCCAGCAGCCACAAGCUUACAACUGCAGCAAGAGGAAAGCAGAAGAGAACUGCUCAUCAAGAAACCUCCAACACGCAUACAAGAAAACCUUUAAUUCUGGCUCACCAAGUGGGAAUGAAUCUUACUGUCACCCUUCCUCCUAUCCUCCUCCUCCUCCUCCAUCUGGCAUAUCCAGUAGUCCUGCCCUGUGUCUCACAGACUCUCCGUACAGCUCAGAUAUGGGACAGCGCCAGGCAUGCAUGUUUGCGAGUCCACAGCCCAGAAUAGACGAACUUAACUGUGCGUCCUGGUCCUACUCCUGCCCACUCACCACCGCCAUGACCCCCAUGGAGCCCUACCCACCUUACACCCCUCAUCCUUCCUACAGCUCCAGCCCUCAGGGCUCUCGACUCAGUGCCACGACCCAUCAAAGCUCUCCACCACUAGGGGAGCAUAUGGGCCACGACCCUUACCAAAGCUCUGGACCUUCCCCUCAGAGCUCCCAGAACAUUUACAACAGGCAGCUUAGCUCUUCUCUCAGAGAAUAUCCUCGCUACACGGCCAACCUCUCACCGCCUCUGUAUCACACCCUGGAGACCCACACACACAUCAGGUGUGGAGUCCCAGAAUGGAGUGCAGCCUCCUAACCCGAUCACAGGACAAACUUUACCUCAAUCGAAAUCCUCUCUCCUCUUUUCCUGCUCCUCUGGCUGAUGCUGCACUCUGGAUGGAGGAAGUGCUGUAAAACUUUUGUAAAGUUCUUGUGAAAAGUGUGACCCUGUGCCGUGUGAAGAGGUUUCAUCUGUUUAUAAUGUUUCUCUGCUCCUGCAAGAGCACUGGAUCAUUGAAGACUGGACCCAGAAAGAAUGGAUGCUCCUAAUGGUCAGUAAAUAAUUGCUGCUUAAAGACCCACUCCAAUGAAAAACGUAUUUUUAACAUGUUCUUGUGACAUUCUUCCACACAUAUUAAGAAAAUUAAGCUUAUAAUUACAUUUCUGAGUAUUUCUUUGUUGUAAAUCAGAAGCAGACAAAAAAAAAUGCACUUUGAAAAAGUUUGUUUCAGUCAUGUAGGUGCUACGGUUAGUGGGUUACAAGCUCCCUGCUUUGCUCCAUUCCGAUGCAUCCACUUGUAGACGACUACAUCAAUGUACGUCUUAGUUUUCCUUGUCCGGGCUGGCAUUUGGCUCAAAACUGUACAGCUAGAUAGCUCCUGUAUUCCUCGCCAUUUUUGUUGCACCGUCAAUGUUAUGAUCAGGGGCAGACUUACUAUUAGGCAAAGGUAGGCGAAUGCCUAGGGCCACCAAUGCUGUGGGAAACCCAAUCUGAACACAUAAAAAAAUUCUUGAAUAUUUUCCACACCCCUUAUUAUCUAACUUUGUCAUAAAAAAACCCAAAUUACUGAAAUGAUUGCGCAUGUGAAAUUUUUUUUUCCUCCCCCGUCCCUGUAUAGAAAUGAACUAUACCAUCAACAGUAAGUUAUACAUUUCUUUAGGAUUUAAAUGUGAUUUUACCCAUUAAAUUCACAUGGAAACAUUUGAAAUCGUGACAUUGACGAUGUUUAAAAAUGGACCAGUAAAUAACUUAUGCAAUGGACUUAUUUUUUAAACAAAUUAUUAGUACAAACGCUGCAAAGGACCCAAUGUUAUUGUUUGCCUAGGGCCCCCAAACUGCUAAGUCUGCCACUGGUUAUGUUGAGAGGCUGUAAGCAGAUAGAUGAUAGGAAAUGGGGGCAGGUUUGUGGUUCUAUCCACAACUCAGAGGCAAAUUUCAAAUGAACUAAUGCUGCUCUGCAGGAAACUUUAUAGUUUUUUUUUUCUUAUUUUGGCUACAACUGGCAUAAUCAUAUUUGAAAAAAAAAACAAACUCUUGGAAUACUUUAAUGAUACAUCAAAAGGUGAUUGGAGUGGGUCUUCAAAGUAUCACUAACAUUAGUAUUGUAUUUUAUCCUCUUUGCAAAACUCUGUGACUUGUGUCAUUCAAAUGUUUGCACUUUGAGUCCUUUUUAGGCCCUACCAUGAACCGCUGUUUUCCUGUCCAUCUUCCUCGAUUUAUGCGUUAUGAAGGAUGUAAAUUGUGACCACUGUCAGACAGUCAGUAACAUUUACCGACCAAAAUAAUCUCAGCUCUCACAACAGAGCCCAAGGGAGACAUGUUUCUCAUUAUUGGAGCAAAGCACAGCUCCCUGCUCAGUCUCAGUGCAGGAGAAACAACGUGUGUGUGUGUCUGUGUGCCCGUGUAAAUGCAAAACCGAUGUCAAGUCAGCUCAGUGAUGCUAUGAGUUAAUUUCCACCGAAACAGGCAGUGGUAGCUGCAGGCGGGGCACCACUGAGAUAAACAGUUUGUUUAAACCGCGCUACAGGCUCAAGGACCUGUAAACACUGUUCGCAUUGCAUUCUGGGUAAGUGCACAAUCCAGAGUCACACAGCUGUUACGACUGUCCUCUCAGUCACCCCCAUCCGACCAAUCAGCUUCCUCUGUCCUCUGACAGGUGGCCAAUGAGCAUGCAGCUCUCCGACAUGACGGACUGCGCAGUGUUUGUGAAUUGGCCCAUUUUUUGUUUGUUUGUGAAUUAUUCAUGAGUCUGGUGUUAAAAAGAGUUUAGCCAAUGCGUUUUUCCAUGUUGUCGGUUUUGUAAACAUGACUCAAGCUGAGAGUUCAUUUCAUGAAAUCGUUCUUAUGUUUCUCCUUAAAUGCUCCAGCGACUUGCCAUAUGAGAGAAAAGGUCAUCAUUCCUUUAUUUAAAUUAGAUUUUUGUGUGUGUGGAUGUUUGUGCCUCUGCAAAUCAAGGGUGGUUUUAUUGUUUUUUUUUAGAAUUAUUUCUGUUACCAGUAUUUAUCACUGUACAAUUGUAAAUACUAGUUUGUUGUUAAGACGGUUGUUUCGCUGUGAGAGUUUGUCUCCAGUUUUAUCCUCCAUCCCAAAGUGGUGAUGAAAAUUGUAAUAAAAAAAAUCCCUACUUUUCUGUUAAAUAAAAAUUUAUUAACAGAGUCGGAAUAAAUUUUUUUCAAGAGAAUGUCAAUUGAUUGUUGCGUGGUUCUUCUCUGACAAACCAUUAACAUUCCCGGGGGGUUAUUUAAAGUAUCUGUAGAAGGUCUGGUGUGGAAGGUCUUUUAAGUGGAGUCCACUUUAUCAAGUUGAAUGCAUGUACAAAUAUGAGGGACCUGAUAACGAGUGAAGUCUCGUUCAGCAGGUCGUACUGACGCUUUCUAAGCUUAAGUGUCGGAGCCCAACUGUUCCAACUCCUUGGUCAUCAGUGAAAGCUCCAGAGCGGUUUGUGUGCUCUCCACAUACCUUGUCCGCCUCCUCUUAUCUCUGACAGGUUGUUUGGCAUCCUAAGUCUCCACCAGCUGGACCGCUUCAAUGACAACCUGCUGCCCAGCGAGGGGAGGGGUUUUUAGGGAUAGUGGACAAAUGACUCUUCUCCAGAGCACCCUCAUGCAUACUUCACAACUUCAACAUUUAUUUUUUAAAAUUAAACCUGUGCAUAAAAGUGUGUUUUUUUCUCUUUUGACUUUUCACCUUAAAUAUUUGCAUUCCAUCACACAGCUUUAGAUGGUCUACCUUUUUCUUUCUUCCUUUCUGUCUGUCUCUCAUGCACCAUUAGGUCAGAGGUUAAGCAGGC